CUGAAAUCAUCCGGAUACUUUGUGUGGAUACUAACGGCGGGAUAGUUAAACAUUUAUUAUAAUUUUGUGGAACACUUGAAAACCACGGAAACUUCGACAUACCUAACAAUAAAAAUUUAGAAUCAGACACAGAAACAAUCAUGUCCAUGCAAGUCGAUAGUACCAAUGGCGAAAAAGAAAUUCGAAUACAAACACAGGAUAAAUACAAAUUGACAUAUGUUUUAUUUUACGCAUUUGGACUUUUAACUCAAGUGCCUAACAAUUUCUUUGUGACCGCAAAUGCAUAUUGGAUGUACAAAUUUAGGGAUACUUCACAUCCUUUUGACCCUUCAAACAAAAAUAAAACAGAGCUACAAGUGCAGUUUACAUCUAAUUUUUCCAUUGUAUCUCAAGUUAUCACUGUUUUGUUUUUGGCUACAACAGCUAUUUUUGGAAAUAAUGUGGCGAUACAUAAAAAAAUUAUUUUUUCGCUAAGUUUAAUGAUGUUAAUGUUUAUGAUUACUAUAGUUUUUGUCGUUAUAGAUACGGAUUCGUGGCAACUUGAAUUUUACGGACUUACUUUAGCAAUGGGAUGCAUAUUAAACGCGGGGAGUGCAAUUUCAAUGUUGUCUAGUUUUCAGCUGUGUUUUAAAUUUCCACCUAGCUAUCUUGUAGCCCAACUCUCUGGUCAGGCGAUUUGCGGAAUUUUCGCUAGUGUAAUACAAAUUAUUUCAUUAGCUAACGGGCAAGAAAAUGUUAAAAUAAAUGCAGUAAUAUACUUUGGCACUGGGACAUUAUGCAUACUUUUAACCAUUUUAUUUUACCUAUUCCAAAGAGUGAAAUCGGAGUUUUUUAUGGGAUACGAAACGUUAAUAAUUCAGACCUUACAAGCUGAAACUCCUCGACCACUUAAAGAACUACUUAUAGAAGUUUUCCAUAAAAUAAAAAUUUAUUUGUUUAGUAUGGUAUUAGUUGUGGGAACAACAUUUUUGGUUCAUCCAGGUCUAACAGCGUUGGUGCAGUCUGUUGGUCGUGGAAGUAGUUGGAAUACAACAUACUUUUUACCUACUAUUACUUAUUUAUUACAUAAUGUGUGCGAUUUAACUGGAAGGGAACUGGCAAUGAGAAUAAAAAAGCCAUGUAGUCAAACAUUACUUUUCAUAACUUCAAUUAUAAGAAUAGGAAUGGUUCCAUUAUUAAUGUUUUGUAAUGCGACACCAAGACACCAUUUGCCAGUUGUAUUCAAUUCUGACACUGCUUACAUUAUUUUUAUAUUUGUGCUUUCCAUUUCAAAUGGAUAUUUAUUCAAUACAUCUAUAAUGGGCAUUUCAACUGUUACGACGAAGAAAGAUCAGCAAUAUGUAUUUAUAUUAAUUUUAGUAUGUAUGCUUUCAAGCAUGAUGGCAUGUUCAAUUAUGAAUAGUUUAAUAAUUAAAUUAAUAUAGAAACAAAUAUUAUAUAUAACUAGAUUAAAUCUAGAAGAUUUGUUUAUUGUAAUUUUAAUUAAUCAAAACAAAGUAUAUUCCGCAUUGACAUUGAUUAUUCUUCAUUGACGAAUUAUGUAACUAAAUAAAUAAAUG
Molecule: messenger RNA, 1559 nt
Organism: Brassicogethes aeneus
Lineage: Eukaryota; Metazoa; Arthropoda; Insecta; Coleoptera; Nitidulidae
Source: the annotation of a GenBank genome assembly